CCUUGCAAAGCCGCCUUCCCUUUGGUAAUGUUGACUGAACGCCACCCAAAAUGUCCGCCAGCAAUCACCGCCACAUGCUCGCGCUACUGGCUCGAUGACAUCGUUACCUGCACACACUUACAGAUGGUAGAUGACUGUGGUUGCGUGUGUUUGAGUGUCUCGUAGUAGGAAAGACGUCUGUGAUUCAGUCUGUAACGGCUUGCUCGACGUCUGGCCAGCUACACCGCCAGGUGGUCAAGAUGGGCUGGUCGUUUGUGAGUGGAGUACACCUGAUGGUGUGUCUUCUGUUUACAGCAGGCUCUGAACCUCCAGGUUUGACUCAGGACACCUUGAACUACAUGGCAAAAUACUUGCAGGUUAAGUACGACAUUAUUGAUAAUCUUCAGAGCAAGCGGGCACAGCUUACGUUUUUCAACAGCGGGGCACACACCGUGCCCGGGCAGGGCUGGUCUCUCUACUUCUGCAGCCUUCGCCGACCUGGUUUACUUCAGGAUCAAGGGAUGCGAAUCACACGAAUCCAAAGUUGUUUCCAUCGACUGGCUCCAGAAGUCAACUUCAAGGAUAUCGCUAGUGGUGAGAGCCGUUCUCUCCAGUUUGUGAAUGGUGCUUUCUCUGUGGCGAGGACUGACUCCUUCCCGAACUGGUACCUGGCGGCAGAUGGACUGGAACCACGGGUGCUGGUUUCCACAGCGGGAGAGGAACUCAGCUUUGUUGGUCCCUUUGACACCCCUAACAAGUGGAAACGAUACGACAGACAGACCGAGGACAGGGAUUACCGUGACCGCUACAAUUCUCUCACGCCAGAGGAAAGGUUUGAAGCGAAUGCGAUGGAGGAUUUGGGAGAGGCCGGAAAACGCGUGCUUCCGACGCCAGUGAGUAUACAUAUCAACGAGGAGCAGUACGUGCAUCUGAACACAAAGGACUGGGUCGUCGUCUCACCUGCUAAAUUCUCGCCACAAGCUGCUUUCUUGGGUGACCGCCUGUCUGUUAGUGUCACACACGUUAAGCCACACAGUCGCUUCAUUGUCUUCACGGACGCUGCAGUCACGGCCUCCGUGAGGGGGAGAGAACUCUCAGGGUCUGAAGCUUAUGCUCUGAACGUUGACCCGGAAGAGGAAGUAGUGGAGAUCAAGGCAAGUUCACCAGCUGGUGCAUUCUAUGGUGCAGUCACGCUGCUCAGCAUCAAAAAUGAAAACGACACGGUUCCUAAGGUCAGCGUUGUGGAUUGUCCUCGGUACGCGUACCGCGGUCUCAUGCUGGACGUGGCCCGGAACUUCUUCUCGGUGCGCGACGUCAUGGCGUUGCUGGAGGUGAUGAGUCUGUACAAGCUGAACACGCUUCACCUCCACCUCAGUGACGACGAGGGGUGGCGACUGCAGAUACCUGAAAUAAUGGAACUGACAGAGGUAGGAGGCAGACGCUGUCAUGACUUACAAGAGAACCAGUGCAUUCUGCCUUUCCUGGGGUCAGGGCCGACCCCUGCUCCUCGAGGAUCAGGCUUUUACACCGUGGAAGACUAUCGCAACAUGUUACGCUACGCCGCAGAUCGCCACAUCCGGGUUAUUCCGGAGUUCGACAUGCCGGGUCAUGGACACGCAGCCAUACGGGCCAUGGAGGCGAGGAGAAACUUGCAAGCUGCCAACCUGUCCUCUGACACCAGCAGUCGAUACAGUUUGGUCGACCAUACUGACCCAUCAUGGGACAAACUGGAUGAGUCCAACAUGUAUACUGACAACGCUGUCAACCCUUGUAUCCCAUCCACGUACAACUUCGUCAGCACCGUUGUCCAAGCGCUCGUCGACAUGCAUCGUGACGUCAUGCCCCUUACCGCCUACCAUUUCGGGGGAGACGAGGUGCCAGCGGGAGCGUGGCGUAACUCCACGGCGUGCGCAGCGCUGCUUCCUGGCCUCGACCUCUCUUCUAACGCCGAUCUCAAGAAAUACUUUGCUAAGCAGGUCUCCAACAUAACAGCACACUUUGGUCUUGACCUCGCGGUGUGGGAGGACGGUCUGAUGGAAGGAAACUUGGUCUUCGAACGAAGCCUGUUGCCGAAUGGCCAGGUGUAUGCCUACGCCUGGGACAACAUUUGGGAAUGGGGGAGGGCUGGCAGGGCAUACCAGCUGGCUAACGCUGGUUACAAAGUGGUAAUGGCCCAAGCCACACAUUUGUACUUCGACCAACCCUACGAGCCGGACCCUGAAGAGAGAGGGAUAUAUUGGGCUUCGCGGGUGACUAGCACCAAAAAGACUUUCUCUUUUAUGCCCUCUGACCUUUAUGCCAAUGCAGACUUCGCGGUGACGGGCGCGCCUCUAAAGCCGCAGGACCUGUGUGGAUUAGAUGGCAGUCAGUGCGUUGUAUUGAAGAGACCGGAGAACAUAAUAGGUAUGCAAGGCGAGCUGUGGAGCGAAGCGGUACGCACGCGACAGCAGGCAGACUUCAUGCUGUUCCCCCGGGUCCUGGCGCUGGCUGAGCGUGCGUGGCAUGAGGCGGAGUGGGAGGGCACAAGGGAUGUGGACAACAACAACACGCGCGCGGUUGAGGAGGAGUUGCAGCAGGACUGGGUCCAAUUCGCCAACACCCUGGGAUACCGGGAGCUGGACAGGCUGGACAGGCUGGGCAUCGAAUACAGGGUCCCGCCUCCCGGGGUCAAAAUCUCAAACGGUCGCCUCCUGACAAACGUGGAGUUUCCGGGCCUUCAAGUUCAAUACAGUCCAGACAAUGGCGCCACCUGGUGUGAUGCCAGCAACGUAACCAAGCCAUCUUCUCCUAAAAUGAUCUUUCGAACACGAUCAGCAUCGGGAAGCCGAUACAGCCGCCACAUCAUCCUGCUGGUCCAAGAAGAUGUCACUUCCGGCUGUGUCAUAAUUGGAGGACAACUGGCCACGAUGCUGCUCGUUCUCGCUGGAGUUAUGAUUGGCUCAGCAGGAGUAGGUGGUCAUCUACAUCUCCUCUAGAUGGAGAAGACCUAAGCUGGACGAUAAAGCGAGUAGUCCUUCUUCGUUCUGAAUGACCUGCAUUUUUAUUUGAUCCAUAUGGAGGAUUCUAGAGAAAGUUCCAAGAGUCUGCUAAACGUGUCUUGCUCUUCUGUUGUAGUACUGAAAUAAGAGAUUUGUGAGAACUGAGAGAAGACUGGGAGCAGACAAUUUAUUGAUGUUCAGAAAGGCAGCAAUCGAAUACUUGAAUAACAUGAGAAUUUUGAUGAAAAGAGUAUACUGCUAGUAUUUUUUGGUUUCAGUAAAAUGUUUUUACUAAUUAAUCAAAAAGCACAACUCCAUUUUCAGAAAUAUUGAUGUUUUGGUAGAAUAGUCUGACACAUUUUUAAGCAGUAGUUCGCGUGCGUGUGUAAGUGGGAAGGAGGAAUGGGAAACAACCACACACACACAUAUUCACGCCCACAGUGAUCGACAGACCUGAACAUACAAAAAAUGGCAUGUAGGUAAAAUGUAUUAAUUUUCUAAUAUUUGUCACAAUUAUCAAUUAUUUGAAAUAUAUGUAUAUCAUCCACAUUUGCGCGCACGCACAAUCACAGACACAGGUAUAUGGAAGAAAUGGCGUGCGUGUGUGUGUGUGUGCGCAUAUUCUAUGAAGUGGUAAGGAAGUCCUGCAACUUUUCUGAGCCGUAUUAAGUAAUGCGUACAUGUAAUACGGAGAAUUAAGCUUAUUUUAGGAAAUAUUCUGACAGCAUUUCGUAUAAACACUUCCACACGCUCCGGAUUCUAAACUGGUUAUAAAGAAAAUUAAAUAUUCUUUUGCUCAAGCGCGGCAGUGUAAUAGUUUUUGUGUUAGAAACAAGUAGUCACAGUCUUCCAUAAAUACCCAGCGGUCAUUCAUACAACGACGACGAACAUCAUGGUAUCAAACAUAUGGUUUGACAUCAGAUGGAAUACGUUAUAACUGAUCCAGAGGUUAGUCCCUUGUUUUGGUCACCGAACAUCGUGGUAACGACUCUUGUUGGGAAGAUGGGGAGACGUUCACUUUGCACGUGCACGCGCGAAACUACAGUGAACGGUGUGGUGAACUUUGGAUGCAAACAUAAUGCACACCAACACUGUGGGAGAGAUCAAUAGACUAACUACAUGGGGGGAGCUAAAUGGAAGCAAAGAACUAAAACCUGACGUCAAUACCUGCCUGAUUCUUCAACUCGGUGAAUUCAGUUACAGAAAUAAUCCUGACACUUUGAUUUCCGAGCAAAUAAAGGAGCUCGUUGAAAGG
Molecule: messenger RNA, 4212 nt
Organism: Pomacea canaliculata
Lineage: Eukaryota; Metazoa; Mollusca; Gastropoda; Architaenioglossa; Ampullariidae
Product: N,N'-diacetylchitobiase-like
Exons: 13
Coding region: 240-2954 (904 amino acids)
Biological process (GO): carbohydrate metabolic process; glycosaminoglycan metabolic process; ganglioside catabolic process
Cellular component (GO): membrane
Molecular function (GO): beta-N-acetylhexosaminidase activity; polysaccharide binding
Source: RefSeq, a predicted model, not a curated record